AUGGUGCCCGCCAUCAUCCUCUUACUAUGGUUCGCUCAAUUCGCUUUCUGCGAUCUCGGCGCAUUCUCCUCGCAAAAUUCAAACUUUCCCAACAUCCACGACGCCUGCCCGUCGCGCCAAAACAUUCCACGCCUCUGCAACCCACACUGCUCCACCAAGUCACCUGCAAAAUGCCUGUGGAUCAACGGUCUGACUUGCUACGGUGCUCGUGUCUCGACCAAUGUGCUCUUACACUCGAUGCCACCCCCGCUCUACGCCCAUCCACUGCUCCAAAGCUUCCCGAAGUGCUCGACUCGCCUGCUCCCGAUGAUCUGUGCGCACUCCUACCGGCCGUGCCACACUUUAGACGUAAUUGGUGAAAGCCCUCUUGCCAACGUAUCGCUCGUCCAUGUUCUGCCGCUCGCCGAUUGCCACCAGAUGCUCGAGGCAUGCCAACCUCUGUUCGAAUUGGCUCCUCAGUUCAAGUCCAACCUGCCCUUCAAGUGCGAGAAUGGCACUUUCUUUAGCAAUGAUUGUCAGGAGUCUUCAGCCACCCAAUUGAUCAAACUGGAAACUCCCACUUGCACCAAAGGCCUAAUCUACAUACCUGAUGCUUCCGUUGACCAACACCACAUAAUUGACGAUUGCUACGCGGAAUGCCGCGCCAGCACAAGCCCGGUUUACGUCGAGCUGAAGUUGUUGGUGUCAGGGUUCUUCUGCUUGGUUCUGGGCGUGUUUGUGUUUUCCCUCUUCCUCCGCAGCGACAUUGCCAAGCGGAGCUUCCCGGCCAGAAUUUUUGGGAUCGGCAGCUGCGCGGCCCUCUUGUAUUCCUUCAUUUGGUUUUCCUCCGGAUAUCAAGGCUUCUUCAGCAGCAUCACUUGCCAUGAAAAGCAUGUCAGAAUCUCGCCAUUGGCCGACGAUAUUCUUGGGGUCUCAUUCUGCGCGGCUGUCCAAUUCUUGCUCUCUGGAUGCUUCAUUGCCAGCACAACUUGCCUCAUCGUCAGCUUUCUGUCAAGCCUCAUUGGGGGGCAGGUGAAGAAUCACCCGAGAUCAUAUGCAAAAAUCUGGAUGGAUGCACUGGUCAAAAACGAGACGUGCCUGCAGAUCAUUGGAGUUUGCUACUCGUUGAUUUGGCCAUUUCUUUUCAAGCGCAUUUCUGGAGUGGAACGCAACGAAUUUUCGGGGGUCUGCUUCCCCGGAAAUCACUCGACAUGGUCGUUCGUUGCGCUUCUAUUGGGCGCCUUGAUCUUGGUGUUGAUUGUCAUCGCCUUUCCCACCUAUCAAGUCAUUGGGCGAGCGUUUGAAGGAGGACAUCUGGCCGAGGAGACUCACGAAUUGACGAUGAAGCCCGGGGAUUCGAAGAAGCUUGACGGCACUUCCGGUUCAUUGGAGUUCCACAUCUUCCGGCUUCCCACAAAAUGUCUAUUUCUGCUUAGUCUCUUGGCCCUGAUGCUUUCUCCCGUCCUACAUUACCUCUCGAUUCACCACUGGCCUAAACGGGAGAAGACUGUCUAUGAGAACUACUGGCGGUGUGGCUUCAAAAAUGGUACGACGCCCGAAGAAUGUCAUUUCGACACGCUUGAGCAGCGCCCAGCAUUCUCGCUUGUGGCUUUUGUGAUACUGCCAAUUGUCGUAUACGUGUUUGCUAUAGUCUAUGAUGCUCUGCCCGCCAUCUUCACAAAUACCCCAUAUGGCGUCGGGCUGUGGGCAAAGCGUCUUCCCGUGAUAAGCGAUGGCGAGGUUGAGAAGGAGACCACUUCCGGACAGACUUUCACUCGUCGACUUCGUAAAUGUUCGCCCGCGAAACGAACUGACGAUAGCACGCCUUGCGACGAGCCACGUUCAACCAACGAUCGCUACUCCUUCACUCGCCUAGCCAAACAAUACAAAAAAGCUCUGAAGAUGAUUGACCAGAAGGAGGUCGAAUUAGGGCAAGCUACGAAUCGUGUUGGCGAGCUGAGCUUGCUCGUCGGCCAACUUGAGGACACCACGAUUGCGCAGGAGGCUGCCGCCGCGCGUCUCGCCCAGGAACUCGAUCAGAAGGACCUGGAGACAAUGCCAAGAAUUGCGGCAAUCUUCGAGCCCCAAACAACAUCGAAUGGUGUCCAACAGUCGGCUUCCAAUGCCAACCCCACGCCAUACGCUGGCCUCAACUUCCAGCCGUUCUCGUUUCUGCCCAAUACGCCAAAGGAAGAAUGGGCCACGAAUCCACCCAUCCAUUUCGAUGAUGUCGCGAUACCAUCAACAAGCGCUGCCGGAACAAGCGGACAGCACUCGGAGCAGAACUUCUUUUAUGUACACCCCCAAAUUUACUCGUCGACGGAUUCUGAAUGCUCGUAUGGAUUCACAGAGAAGAUCGAAGACUUCCGGCGAGAACAGCAAGAACAACAAAAGCUUUCACCUUCGUACGUUGCUAGCAAGCCUCCGGCCAUCGCACUUCAUCGGUCUGAGAUUCCGGCGGUAGAUGAGACGCUACGUGCCAAUCACGCCUCGGAUUCCGAUUCCCAGCUCUCGCUUAGCUUCCUUUCCGAUGUUGAGGAAUAUCGGAAUGUGCGAGCGCCUCCCUCUGAUCUAGAAGAACAAAACCCGCGGCAUCUGGUCGACGACUCCGAAUCUGACGAGGCGAACGCGCACAUGCCGGUCCUCGAUCUCCAGGAAUUCGUGCAGCCGCUCCCUGCUGUGCCCGAUUAUAUCGGCCCGUUAGUGUCGAUGUCAUCGUCGAUGACGAUUCCGGAGAUCGAGCUCCGUGCACAAAUCAUUCGCGAGGCCCUCACGAUGCCUGAUCAGCUUGAAGCCUUCCCAUUUCAAAUACUCGUUGUGCUCGAGGCAGCGCAAGUCCUGAAUCCGGUUGUGCCUGCCGUGGCAGUGCCUCCGCAACAUGUCGUAUACUCGAUCGAGGCAAUUCGGCGAAUGCUGGGUCCUCACCCUCGUAUCCCCCCGAAUCUCCGAGACGAAAAUGUCUUCCGACACCACGUUGGUGUUUUGGCAUUCCAGCAAGCGCUCUCGAUGUCUGUCGCCUUCAGGAAUGUGUUCGGGCCGCCACGGCAAGUCCCCGAGGUGCUGCGCGACAUCAACGUCGCCAACAUCGUGCCGCGUGCGGUCUUAGUACGCAUCCAGCAGGGAGAUGAAAGCGCUGUGGGUGAAGCGAUCGAUUUAAUUCAGCACUCGCCUUUUCGCAUCACUUUGACAGUCGGCGAUCGAGUGCAGGAGACGUUCCUAUACCUGCGCGAAUAUCUGGAUAUGAGGGCCGCCCAGCUCGGUAUCCCCCCGCCGAAUCCCGAUCGAGGUCAACGCGAUUGGCGGCAAGACGUCAACGUCGAAAGCGACGAGCCUGGGUACUUCACCCAA
Messenger RNA from Mesorhabditis spiculigera, 3327 nucleotides. The record is from the annotation of a GenBank genome assembly. NCBI's taxonomy places the organism in Eukaryota, Metazoa, Nematoda, Chromadorea, Rhabditida, Rhabditidae.